UUCAGUCCCGAGUGAACCGUGAACCGUGGCGGACGUGUUUUCCGCGUACGCGCCAAGAGUCAACUCAAUUUGUAGCCCGCGAAGCCGGUCUCGCGCAAAGAAUUCCACAAGUGUGCGGUAGAGGUAAAAGUUUUAUGGUAAAGGUGUGCUAUAAAAGCCGCGCACACACAACCCUAAUUGAAGUUCAAAGAAUAUAAAGGGUUUUGCGGGCGGUGAGUAAUUCCGUCGUGUGUUACCUGUUGGGGCAGUGGGUGUUUGUGUGUGAUAUUACGUUACUUGAGGAAGUCUGUAAGCCCCUUUAAGUAAGUGUAGUGUAGUGGAUACGCGAUACGGUUCGUGUCACGUCUAGAUGUUUUCGAUUGUGAGAAGAGAUUGUGCAAGUCUAGAGAGUGGAAGAGCCGUUCUACAGAUGUACUAGCCAUCUGGAGAGCACUUGAGCCCGGAGUUGUUUUGUACGUAUACUGCUCGUAGUGCACCCAAGUUCUGGUGGUGAAUGGAAGUGAUAAAUAAUCGCUAGAAGGGAAAGAAGGAAACCCUGAAGAAGACCAAGUAGCCGCCGGACGGACGGACGUCGCGGGGUCACCCAGAUUGUGUAAGAGGAGUGGAAGCUAAGAAGAUCCCCGCGUAGAACGCAGCGUGCCUGGGCCAAGAACAAGCAUAGAGUUCAACACAGAGAGUUAAUGAAUGAAUGGAAAGCCGACCAAAGAAUCCGGGGAAAGAAGUUUGUCGGUCGGUCAUAAAUAUCAGUAUCAACGAGAUUCUCCGAAGAAGCUGAAAAGCCGACUUGUGCAUCGCUAGUGAUACAUGUUAAAGGAGAAUACAAAAAUUUCAUCGGAACCGCUCAAAAAACUUGGUCACUUAUCAUCCCUGGGACAAGCUUUGGACCGUCAAUCAAAAGUGUCAGCACAUUCAGGGAGAGCCUGCUGCCAAGCGGUCCAAAAUCAUCGCGCGAAAAAAGAAAACCGUACAAAAAGUUCCAACAGCAGCAGAAAAAGUUGAUGCAAAUUUCCUGAACCAAACCAUUACUGUCUUGAGCCCGCGCUGUUGGAGUUCAUCGUGAGUUAAGGAAGCAAUAAAAAAAAGUGUCGAAGUAAAACAGUGUGAGAAAAGCAAAAAAGUUCUUAAACGAUGCUGCCGGAGAAAAGUUUAAACCCGGAGCGGAAGUCGAUUGCGCGCAAAAAGUCGAUGGAAGUCUAACGAAGAACCAACCAACCGACGAGAGUGUGUGCGGCUUGUCACUGUCGCGCAACAAACUAGUACUUAAGUUUCUAAACUUGACAGGCACAGUUGUGUGUUUGUGGUGAACGAGCAAACGAAAAAAAAAAUGCAUAAUUUAAGCCGCCCAAGGAGGAGGCCCCACCGGCGGUGGCAACCGGCUGUGAUAUGUUUGCUUAUAAUUGUGCAAAUGGUGCAUUUUGGAGCAACUAACGAAGCAUACGACAUGCUCGACGACCUGAUGGACCAGAAUGGGUCGCCGGAAGUUUUACAGAACCAACCUGAUUUCGAUCUCGAUUCCGGAUACCCGGGAAUUAGUCCAACAAACGAAGCGAACGACAUGCUCCGAGACCUGAUGGUCCAGAACGGGGCACCGGAAAUCCUGCAGAAUCAACCGGACUUUGAGCUCGAGGUGGACUCCAUGAUGGAGCUGUCCUGCCAGGGUACGGAACCGGUCAAGUGGAUCAUCAAGCGGACUCCCGAUGAGGAUAUCGAACCUGAACCUGAAGUCCUGCAAAUUGAGGAAUUCAAAACUGGCGUCGCUGAGAAGCCUUUUGGUAGUCGAGUGACCAUUCUCAAGGCCACGCCGGAAAUCGUUGGACGGUACUACUGUCUGUACGAAUCGGCAGAAGAUACCGUCGAUGACCUCGCAGAGUUGCCUCCGCUGUACAAGGCGGACAGCACCUACAUCUUCGUCAAGGAUCAACAGAUGGUACCGGUGCUGAAUCCAGUCGUGCACGGCGUUCAGUACGCCGAUGUCAUCAUACCGUGCAAACCUUCCUCCAAGGAUGGGAUGGUCGAACUGGUCAAGGACGAACACGAGAUGCCGGUCAACCACGGAGGCUUCUCCAACACGCGCGGCUUCACCAUCCUGGUCAAGAGUCUGGAGCAGAGCGGCCUGUACAAGUGCCGCUCGCUGAACAACACCGAAAACGAGUUCCACUUUGAGCUGCACGUCAACGAAGCCUAUGAUUACGACCAAGCCAUCACGGAGUACAUCCGAAAGCCCCAGAUCGAACCCCAGGACGAUGCGUUUGUGAAAAAGGGUGGCACGCUGAAGCUCAACUGCACGGUCAACGUGGCCCACGACGUUCAGUUCAACAUGUGGUGGCAAAAGUCGGAUAAGAAGCGGAUUGAAACAGAUUCGAGGUUCACCGUGAGUUCGGUUUCGGCGGAGCAGCAUCCGGAUUUGGCGCACAACAAGCUCGGUCGGAUCGAGCUGACCGUUAAACGGGUUACGGUCGAGGAUGCAGGGUAUUACUGGUGUCAGGUUAGGGACCACAACAACCACGAGAACAAUCGAGCCGUCAAAGUGUACGUCAUCGAUCACGGAGAAGACUUCAUCAGGCUAACCGAGGACAACAACUUGAGCUUCAUCAACGUUUCGAUCAACAAACGGGACGUGAGGAUCAGGAUCAAGUACUCGGCCUAUCCAACGCCGGUCUUCUACUGGACCAAGGACAACGACGAUAAGCCACUGAUUCACGGUGAAAAGUACGAAGUGAACGUCAGCACCAAGGACGUCACGUUGAUCAUCAACCGACCGGCGAUCGACGACGCUGGAACGUACACUCUACACGCGCACAACGAAGGAUCUCAAGCGACGUACGACAUGCGGGUGUACAUCAAAGCUAAACCAAUCCUCACUAUGGACCCCGUCUACGCUCGACCCGAUGAGAUGGUCAAGUUUACCUGUACCUGCGUUGGCUAUCCCAAGCCCGAGAUGCGAUUUGCGUUCUUCCCGUGCCAGGCGGAACCCUGGGUCAACUGCUCGCAGCCGCUGCUGCCGAAGACGAUCACGGAAUAUAGUCCCGCUAGAUUGGUUGCUUCUGCUGAACCUGACGAAGAAUUGAUUCAGAGGGGUCUACGCCAGCAGGACAACGGCCUGCACAAGGACAUCAUCACCAGCGAGGACUUCAGCUUCCUGGCGAGCAGUCCCGGAUACGUGGGCUGUUCGGCGACGAACAGCGAAGGGCGUGCCUUUGCCAAGGCGGAUCUACUGAUCAGCGAUCUGGACGAGCCGGUCACGAUCGAGCUGAUAGAGCCGCGUGUGGAGGUCACGCUGGGUGACCAGGUGGAGAUUGUUUGUGCCGCAACGGUCUACAACCAUACCGAUCAGAUUGAGUUCUUCCUGGAUGGGAAUGUGCUGAGUGAAAGCAAUGGCGAGGGGAUCUCGUUUGAGAGUUGGUACGAAAGAUACGCGUACAGGAAGAAGCUGGUCAUAGCGGACGCUCAGAAGAUGCACGAAGGAGAGAUCAAGUGUCAGACGAACUUGGUGGAUUCCAAUGAGGUGGAAAGCAAAGAACUUCGGCUGGAAGUCUACAAUCCGAUUGCACCGUGGAUCGUUGAGGGUAGCGGCUCCGAAACCGUUGAGCUGAGCAUGGGAGAUGCAAACCAGUUCCUGUGUAGUGCCGAAGGAACGCCAAAGCCGAAGGUGGAAUGGCUCAAGGAUGGCCAGCUGAUGCACUUCGACAACGAUACUCCUGUGCAGGUCAUCAACGACAAUACGCUGUUCUUCCAGUUUGCAAAGGAGGAAGAUUCCGGGGAGUACACCUGUCGGGCUUCAAAUAAGGUGAGCUCGGCGGAAAAGAAGUGGACGCUGAAGGUGAAGACUGUGACGAUACGACGAACCUGGAUCUACCUGGUUCUACUGCUGCUGCUUAUCCUAAUCGUAGCCGUUAUUCUGAUCUCCUUGUUCUACUACAAGAAGAAGAAGGAAGUGCGAACCAUGAAGGAAGCUGGACUGGCAAACUUUGAAGAAGGUAACCUGGAUCAAAUGAACCCGGAACUAACGCUAGACGAGCAAGCAGAUCUGCUGCCGUACAAGAGCGAAUACGAGUUCCCCAAGGAGAAGCUAAAGCUUGGCAAACAACUGGGAGCUGGAGCGUUUGGAGUGGUUAUGAAAGCCACAGCCUCUGGCAUCAUGGUCAACGAAGAUGAAACGAUCGUUGCCGUCAAGAUGGUCAAGAAGCAGACGGAUAACGAAGUUAUGCGAGCGUUGAUAUCCGAACUGAAGAUCAUGGUCCACCUGGGACAGCAUUUGAACGUGGUGAACCUGUUGGGAGCGGUCACCAAGAACAUCGCUAAACGAGAACUCAUGGUCAUCGUGGAGUACUGUCGCUUCGGUAAUGUACAGAACUUCCUGCUGCGACACCGGACGUACUUCAUCGACCAGGUGAACACGGAAACGGGUGAAAUCGACUCAUCCAUUGAGCAGAACCAGCUCCGCUGGUCCAAGGCUGGGUACACCUACAACAGUCAGGGCUUGAAGUAUGUUAAUCUUUCGUUUUCUACGCACAACGUGAACAAUCCCAACCAAAACAACAACAACAACAAUAAUAACAACAACAACAACCAUCAACAAACGCGCCAACGGCCGCCGUCGACGACUGGGGCCACGUACAUCAACAACUAUAUCAACAGCACCAACUCCGGGGAUUAUACCAACCCGAAGGCGCAUCUCAACUCGAAGGGGUACGUGCGGCACUCGGGAAUCCAGAACAUGGGCAUGCUGGACAGCUGCAACACGGAGGCGACCGUCAUGACGUCGGUGGAAGGUGAGGAGCUCAACACGGCCAACACGGUGAGCUCGAACGAACCGCUGUGGCGCUCCAACUACGGCAUGGACUACAAGGGUCCGGCCCGCUCGGUCACCACAACCGAUCUCGUCUGCUGGGCGGCACAAGUCGCCUGCGGUAUGGAGUAUCUGGCCUCGCGGAAGGUCCUGCACGGUGAUCUGGCCGCGCGGAACAUCUUGCUGUGCGAUGACAACGUGGUCAAAAUCUGUGACUUUGGCCUGGCGCGGUCCAUGUACAAGAGCGACAACUACAAAAAGAAGGGCGAAGCGCCACUGCCGUUCAAGUGGUUGGCGUUGGAGUGCAUCAGCGAUAACGUGUUCGGAACUUAUUCGGACGUUUGGGCGUACGGAAUCGUGCUGUGGGAGUUCUUCUCGCUGGCGAAGAUCCCGUACCCGGGAAUGGAGGCCAACCAGGAGUUGUACAACAAGCUGAGGGAUGGCUAUCGGAUGGAUAAGCCGCAGUACGCUAACCAGGACGUGUACGACAUCAUGCUGAACUGCUGGAACGUGAAGCCCGAUACGCGACCCUCGUUCAAAGAUCUGAAGAGCCGGUUCAACGCGAUGCUGCCGGAGGAGUUGCGAAAUCAUUACAUCGACCUCAACGAGCCGUACUUGGCGAUGAACACCGAGAAGGAACAGCGAGGUGAACCAGACUACUUGGUUAGUUUGGCACCACCGGAAGAGAUGGCGCCAGCGGCGCCUCCAACCUACGUCAACGGUAUCAUUCUACCGCUGCCACCGAUUUCAGACAAUCCCGACUACCUGAAGAUGACGAACGCCAAGUCCGACUCGGAGGAGAGCCAGUUCGACUUUGCGGCGUUCGCCAACAGCCAGCCGUCGCCCACGCUCAAGAACAACCUGGACAGCAGUCCCCAGCAGGGCAGCAAGCGGCACAAGAAGAAGGGCAUCCCCGAGGAGAUCCCGAUGCUGCGCAACAACGGCACCUCGUUCAACUCGGACUCGGAAACGGAAGCGACCAGCCCGGUGCCGACGGUACGCACGACCAAGAUCACCCAGCCCGACCACGAGUACGCGAACCUCAAGCGGAUACGGGACGCAACGACGGCGGACAACAACGAUGCGUUCAGCAAUCCCGGCUACGUGGUCGUCAACACGGUCAACGAGAAGCGAUCAAAGUGAACACACACUUCCACACUUCCUCUCAAACACACACGCUUACUUACUUGUUAGCACACACACAAAAAUAAAGCGACAUCUGCUGUCGACAAUCCUCGAGAGUUGUCUUUAGGGAACGAGAACGAGAAUGUUACGUCCGCGACUGAGAAACGAGAAAUUUUAAUCUUUACAACAGUGAUCUUGAAAAGUGAACUAUUUUGUGAGUGUAUUUGCAAUUGUGCGUUGCUCGUUUUAGGAUCUUUCUUUUUUUUUUUAAUUCAAAACUAGGUAUUACACACAACACAGUGAAUAUAGUGGAGUAUGUCGUAGUUGGAGAUGAUUUUAUUUACAACUAGAUAGUGAAUGAUUGAGAGAAUUUUAAUACGAGAACGAGAGCUUUUAUUCACGGAGAAGCUUUUUUUGUGAACAAGGAUGCCUUGAAUGUUUUAGAUGUAACGCGAUACCUUACUCAUUUGAAUGUAAUUGUGUACAUAAAUUAUUUAAAUGUAAUUUAAGCUAAAUAGA
Culex pipiens pallens (northern house mosquito) is the source of this 6433-nucleotide messenger RNA. RefSeq names its product vascular endothelial growth factor receptor kdr-like. The record is from RefSeq and is a predicted model, not a curated record. The coding region runs from base 1325 to 5932 and encodes 1535 amino acids. Gene Ontology annotation, biological process: cell surface receptor protein tyrosine kinase signaling pathway; multicellular organism development; positive regulation of kinase activity. Lineage: Eukaryota; Metazoa; Arthropoda; Insecta; Diptera; Culicidae. Gene Ontology annotation, molecular function: ATP binding; transmembrane receptor protein tyrosine kinase activity. Gene Ontology annotation, cellular component: signaling receptor complex. The transcript has 17 exons.